Molecule: messenger RNA, 2423 nt
Organism: Volvox carteri f. nagariensis
Lineage: Eukaryota; Viridiplantae; Chlorophyta; Chlorophyceae; Chlamydomonadales; Volvocaceae
Exons: 6
Coding region: 1-1839 (612 amino acids)
Source: RefSeq, a predicted model, not a curated record
AUGACACGUACUGCUCCUCCCUCACCAUAUCUCUGGGUCGCACUGCCGCGGUCGGCAAGCUUGGUGUACCUGGAGUUCUCUGGCGGUGUGGGCACGCGGCAAAACGACUGGCGAGCCUGGAAGAACAUCAACAACGGGAGGACUGAUUUUAAAUAUCUGUACCACCCGCUGUGGUAUAUCGUGAACACCGCCAAGGCCGCGCAGAUCGCCAGGGCGAAUGCAUUCACCGUCAUCGGCACCACCGUGCGUGUGACCACGCCCAUCACCCUCUCCAUGCAACUACCGGCCUACGGAUACGUCAACCCGCAGCGUUACAGCCUCAACAGUCUCACUUGCACGUCUGCCUCAGCCCGCACGGCAGACCCUGCUCCUAACGAGAACGCCAAGCCAUCCCCGCCGCCACCCCUGCGUUCGUCCCCGCCACCGCCACCCCUGCGUUCGUCCCCGCCACCGCCACCCCUGCGUUCGUCCCCGCCACCGCCACCCCUGCGUUCGUCCCCGCCACCGCCACCCCUGCGUUCGUCCCUGCCACCUCCACCCCUGCGUUCGUCCCCGCCACCGCCACCCCUGCGUUCGUCCCCGCCACCGCCACCCCUGCGUUCGUCCCCGCCACCGCCACCCCUGCGUUCGACUGUCAGUAGCCGGAUGGCGUCUGUGGACACUGCCAUCGACGCCGUCUCCACCGCCACGGCCGCAUACGAGAAGUCGUCUGCCGCCGUAACGACGACGACGACGACGACGACGACCGCGCCCUACAUGCUUGAUGAGUCAUCGGUCAACAUUGCAGCUAGGGCGGCACAGCAGCAGACCAGUAGUUACAGUGAUCAGCAGACGGCCGCAAAGCUCGACACCCGGGGCGCGUCGGUGUCUGCUUUUGAGGGGUCUAUCUCGCCAGUGUUCAUGCAGCGCCUGAAAGCUCUAAUGAGUGCCUACUGCAGGGCCCAGAGCGGCGGAGACGAUUGCGAGGUCGACUGGGACGGCAACACCGACUGGUGGCGCGACUGGUUCCUGCGGCUGCAGCCGGCGCAGAUCGCCACCGGCCUGGACGAGCCGGUGUGGAACAGAACGGCGUCGGGGCUGGACAACGUAACCUCCAUGCUGGUGGUGUGCCCGUACAGGCCCUUCAACUACAGAUGCCAGAUCGACGCACAUUCGUACCAGUCAACAAUCAUCACUCGGAGCCGAACUUCAACCCAGAGCUUCGGAGUUACGAACAGGGUCCAAAUUUUGUUCGGAUUUAAAAACGAUCUGGGGGGAUUUCAGGCUGGCAUCUCGUUCUCAGCUUCGUCCAGCUUUUCCUGGUCUGACGGCACAGCCGUGGCGAACACCGAGACAGCGACCACAGUACAGAGUUACUCUGUCCAGAUGAACCCCGCGACCAAUCCCACCCAGAAGUGCGCGCAUCUGUUAACGCGGAUGACGGUCGCCAAUGUGAGGGGCAUUCAGAGCGCCUGGCUGACCAUCAACGGCUAUGUCGGCUUCCACCACGACGACGCCAGCCCUAACCCGCUGUGCCUGCCUGCCCGCUCCAUCGAUCGAUCGAUCGAUCGAUCUGCUGCUGCUGCUGCUGCUUCCUCCUAUUCGAUCAAAUCGAGCAGGGUCUGGAAGAAGUGGGCUGACAGCAACCCACACUACUACCGUGCCCAGCCCUUCUCGUCGGUCAUCGAGAACGCCAAGUCCUUCGGGCUCAAGGAGGCUGCGGAGUGGACGAUGGUGAACGGUAUGGCACGGAUCCAGGUGCCGAUUGAUGUGGUCGUUAUGACGGGUGUGAGUGGUUCCACCGGCGCUGUCUACUACGACGCCGGCAGCCCGCAGUGCAACCUCCCCGAGCCCGCCUAGACGCUGUCGGGUGGUCAUGUAAGUCAAUCGAGAUGUAUGUCCAGAUGUCACCAUUUAACAAGGUGAAAUCACCGGGAUUUAUGGGAUGCAACUCGCUGGCCGGUAAUGAAGCAAGCCGGUAUCGAUUGUCGGUCGUUAGUUAGUUUCAUCUCUUAACUUACGCUGGAUGCACUUGACAUCAUUCGAUGCAAGGGAUGAUCAGUCGCGAGCAGCCCCUGUACGAUUAGUAUGUACGGCGGGCUGACGGAUGCAUGUUCAUCAUCAAGUCCGUCGGCAGGCGGUGCAACGUGGUUUCAUUCAAACGGAAGCAAGCCUGUGCGUGCGUGGCUACCUACCACACACACCAUGCACACACCCGUUUUAUGCAUGGAUGCCCUCGAUUGAGCAUUUAUUGGCAGCAGCCAGUCGAGUGAGCGGCUGCUGGUUACACUGGUGGUGUCGAUGGCGGUAGGUGGGGCGUGCGCCCCGAUUGACACCUAUCUGAAUGCUCGUCCAGCCAGUCAGCCAAUCAUCCGCGCGUCUAUCUUCCACACCUUACAACCUAGAGUGCGUGUUCGCGUUGUGGCUAUUCUAGUCGUGGGGCC